Molecule: messenger RNA, 846 nt
Organism: Morchella sextelata
Lineage: Eukaryota; Fungi; Ascomycota; Pezizomycetes; Pezizales; Morchellaceae
Exons: 3
Coding region: 1-846 (281 amino acids)
Source: RefSeq, a predicted model, not a curated record
AUGGAUGAAGCUCUCUCUGGCGCAGAGUCGAUCGACUCUCCGCCUCCAUCUCCGAGCCUCUCUCGCUCUCCUUCAUACGCUGGUUCUGUGACCAAUAGCGAUGACUGGGAUUUUCCUCCGAUGGACAAACUCACUGUAUUUGACUUUCUCGACCAAUUUACACUCCCACAACAGCUGGAGAAAAUAAAUAAGCGCAUACAGCUCCAGAGCGAGACUCUCAAAAAACACAGGGACAAAGUAAAGCUUCAAUAUGUCAAGCAUAAGGAAACUGUCCUCAAAAAAACAGAUGUGGAACUAGAGAAAUACAAAGAUAAGUUUAGUCAGGGUCUUGAUAAGCUUGUCGAUAAAUGGGGGGAUACCAAAGUUAUUUCUUCAAGAGAGAAGAUCGCGUUCGUGGUUGGUGUCUGCAACAUCUUCAUCACAGGUCUUUUAAUUGGCGGGCAUCCGUUCGAAGGCGCGAUAAAAUUGCCGCUGGUCGUCCAACAUCGUUUACUUGGCUCCGAAAAAGUUACUCCAAGACUUGGAUCGGAAAACUGGUCCUGCGGCUCCCAACAAAUCUUCAAGAUCGAUGUGUUUGGUACACGCUUCCAAAAAGAGCUGGAGCAGUUGAAAAAAGAUGUCGCAAGGUGGAAGGAGGCACCCCCAAGUCCUCAAGCCACCCCGAGUGAUGAGAAUACUCAAAAAGAUGCCGGAGAUGGCCAUAAAACUGACAACCUCGAAAAUAUUGAGCCGUUGAACAUGAAGACAACAACUACAGCUUCUUCUAAGGAAGAGACAAAACAAGGUAGCGAAGUCAGAGAGAGAAACGUCACUACUAGCGUUACAACUCAGACGACAUCACAUUGA